Molecule: messenger RNA, 1743 nt
Organism: Oikopleura dioica
Lineage: Eukaryota; Metazoa; Chordata; Appendicularia; Copelata; Oikopleuridae
Source: the annotation of a GenBank genome assembly
AUGUUUAUUGACGAUACCGACAGCAAAAUUGCAGCAGAGAUCGAACAAAUGAUCAGAGAAUCGGAUAAAGCGACAAUCGUUAAAAAUAAUGAUGUCAACAGCGUUGAAAACAUGGAAAUAUCGGUCAACAGAAUAAACGAUCAAAUAAAACUUCUUGAGCUGCGAAAAGAGCGAAUUCGAUUCCGGCUAAAAUGGGCUCGUCAUAUGAAACAGAAAAACAUGACCCAAAUCGUCGCCUUCUCCGGAGACUUGUUGAAUCGUCAGACGACGCUGAACAAGCGGCGCCACAGCCUGAUCGCCUCGACGACAGACGAAGUGAAAAACUCCUUCAAAGAUGUCAACUCAAAUGACGGCCUCAAAUUCCAUUCCUCGGCUUGUUUCGAAACUGGAAAUUUCCAGAUGUCCCGAUACCCGACAAAAAGGUGCAAUAACUACCCUCGAUGCCACGAGUUCAACGUCAAACUCUUCCUCCAUUCCGCCGACCCUUCCUCUGUCAAAGCAGGCUUGAACUCGAUUCUCUCCGAAAUGGACUUCAAAUACGCCGACUCGUUGAUCCUCGCCUUCGAAAAGAACAUCAGCUCGAGGGAAAUCAACAGAAUCUGGAAAGAAGCGGAACAGCUGAAGUCGUCGGGGAAGGUUCAAACUAUUGGCGUGGCGGAUAUGACCAUUGAGCAGAUCAGGCACUUGUUUGAUUGGUGCAGCAUCAGCCCUGACAUGCUACAAAUCUGCCCGAGCACAUACGACGAAGACUUCAAGGAGCAAAAUUCGACCAUCAAAGACAUCAUGACCUACGGCCACGAGCAUCACCUAAGAAUCACCACUCAUAACGACCCGGUACUGGAAUUUGAGGAACUGCAUCUCAAAGCCCCCGCCCUCGCCGAAAAAUACUCCACUUCUUAUAUUGGAGAUGUCGCCGCCCGAGAAUUCAAAGAACGCCUGAUAGACAACUCAUUCAAAAACUCCAAAUUGAUCGAUCUCUACGGUAUCCUUCCUCGGCUCAGGCCUAAGCGGCUGCAUAAAUUGUCCCUGGAAAACAAGCCGGUAAAGACAACAGCGAAAAACCAAGUGGCAAACACAAGAAAUCCGUUUUCAAGAGUUCAUUCAGCAUGGCACGAUAAAAUGAGAAUCAACGCUGAACACAAUCAGACAUUCCGAGAGUAUAUUCAGGCAAUCGAACCUCUCGAAAUCGAUCAUCAAUAUAUUCCAGCCGAUUACUACACUAGCUUCGAAGCCUACGUCGAAUACAUCGCCUCAAACCCUGGCGACUCAAAAAUGAACGGGCACUGGAGAACAGCUUUCAAUCUCUGCUCCGCCUGCGCGCUCGAUUAUUCCAUCAUCACACAUCUCGACAACAGCGAGGAAGAAAUCCCCUUCGUCCUCGAAAAAAUCAACCUCGCCGGGAAAAUCGAAAUCGCUGGGAAAUAUUCUUGGGACGGGACGAAGCGAAUCAAAGAUCAGCAAAAACUCGAAGAGGCGCGAAAGAAGGAGAAACCAUCAGCCGAGCUGGAAUGGAAAAAUGUGCCGAGGAAGACUGCAGAAUUGAUUUACAAGCAUUAUUUUCUGGAUUUUGUCGUGUUUGGGUACUCUCCUGAGGAUGUUCUGAAGUUUAUCGAAGCCGCGGAUUCUGGGAAAAAACGACCAACCGAAGAGAGAAUACAGUUAUCAAGAAAUCAACUUCACGAGAAAGAAGAAAGCUACCUCGAAAAAUUUACAAAUUUCAUUUGCAAUAAAGGAUAUUCUUGA